AUGAGAUAUUCCACCACAGACAGACAAUCCGGAUCUCCCCGUCUGACUCUUACUUUUGAAGCAAAACCAGAGCUUGAUCCUGUUUAUAGAGAUUCCUACUCCUUAACCUUCAAGAUUACGCGGGAUUCAGAUGAUCCACAAAAGGAACCAUGCGUCAUCCAUUGGGACCCUGGCGAAGAUGGAUUUGGCCAAUCGGGUAUAAUAAUACUUCACCAUGAAUCCAACGAGCUACGACCCAUCCAGGUCGAGCGUAGCCAGUUACCCGCAAAACAACUCCACCCACGGGAUGUAUCCGCGUCAGAUCCAUGCUUCAAGCAACUUACCCCAGGCGACACCGUUUCCUGGGAGGUGGUCUUACCGUCUGUCUACUAUGGUUCAUUCAUCGAAGAGCACUUGUACGAAAUUUCCUGGCCAGGUGGUCAAAUUCCUUUGUGGGACUGGGGAACAUUAGCAGAGCAUAAUGACCAACUCGUCCCAAGGUUCCCUGCGGUGGUACUACCUGGCGGACAACGUCAGUCACUUGAAAUCAUCAAUAUCGAAAGUGAUAUAGAAGACGAUGUAGCAUCGGGCCCUUCGCCGAGACCCAUUUCACCAUCUGCCAGGGUGAGCGACGCCCCGGUCUUCACCGUCAGCGUCUCUGGGCCCGCUACACUGUCGAUGAAAGACCGCAAUAUAUCAGGGACACUUCGCUAUCCAGUCACUGUCACCGUCGCGUAUGAUGCAGCUCCUGAUAUACUGCAUGAGGAAACCCCCGUUAUAUUUCAUACAUUCAUUUUCCAAGAUAUGGAUAAUCGCUAUAAUGGUUUCCGGCUCUAUGUUGGAGGAAAGGACGGAUGGAGUCCGCAUGAGCUUAAUGGUUUACUCACGCACCAUCGUUAUCGAUUCUCCUUUCCAGACCCAUUCCAUGUGGGUCAUAGCCAGGAUCGUUUCCGGAUACUAACGCCUGGUGAAUCGUGCUCGCUCACUCGGGAGGUGAGUGAUUUCCCGAAGAAUGCAGCCCCCGGUGAUGUAUUCCGGUAUGGGUAUAAGGGAGGCAAGCUUGACUGGUGGGAUUGGGGCAAGUCUGAAGAUCAUGAAGACACCGUGGUGUGGAUUUACGGAGGGGUCACAGAUCCGAAAGAUAAUGAAGGUAGGCCUGGGAUUAUGAUUCCAGCUAGUAACUUGAUCGAGUUCACAGUCGUUGAGUGA
Messenger RNA from Penicillium hordei, 1188 nucleotides. RefSeq lists its product as uncharacterized. The transcript has 2 exons. The record is from RefSeq and is a predicted model, not a curated record. The coding region runs from base 1 to 1188 and encodes 395 amino acids. NCBI's taxonomy places the organism in Eukaryota, Fungi, Ascomycota, Eurotiomycetes, Eurotiales, Aspergillaceae.